This is a messenger RNA of Topomyia yanbarensis, 1445 nucleotides long. RefSeq names its product chitinase domain-containing protein 1. Gene Ontology annotation, biological process: carbohydrate metabolic process. NCBI's taxonomy places the organism in Eukaryota, Metazoa, Arthropoda, Insecta, Diptera, Culicidae. Gene Ontology annotation, cellular component: extracellular region. The record is from RefSeq and is a predicted model, not a curated record. Gene Ontology annotation, molecular function: chitin binding; oligosaccharide binding. The transcript has 4 exons. Bases 113 to 1309 code for a protein of 398 amino acids.
UUGGAACAACAAACUUCCGUCAUUCUAUGCGAUAAGAAGCUUGUUUUGGGAGCAAAAUAAGUGAUAAAUAAGUGAUAGAUGUUGCUUAGUUUUUCCUUUUUAUCAACAGGAAAUGAAGUUCGUAUUUAGUGUAGUUUUCCUAAUAACACUGGCGGAAAUUCAGCUGACCAGUUGUACUCUUUCGCCAUCGGAUGUGAAAAACAAAAACAAAAAACCUAAAGAACUGAAGGUAAAGCUAGGUCCACAGCCAUCCAGUGUCUUUGAGCGAGGUCUCAUCCAGGAAGAACCUUCGGCGAAGGAUAUUCUGGUGGAAAAUGGUGCUUACUACGAGGAAACAGCACUGAAGAAUUUCAAAGGAACUGUCUUAGGUUACGUUACACCGUGGAAUAAUCAUGGGUAUGACGUGGCUAAAAUUUGGGGUGCUAAAUUCAACUACGUUUCUCCGGUUUGGCUGCAAGUGCUGAGGAAAGGACCCAAACAGUACGAAUUGGGUGGAGCUCAUGAUAUUGAUGCCGGAUGGGUCAACGACGUGAAGCAGGCUGGUGAAGCGAUCAAUAAUAAAGUCGUACCCCGCAUAUUAUUCGACAAGUUCACCGACAAGGACUUUUCCCAGCUGUUGACCUACAGCGAAGAACGAACCAUCGCUUCUAAAUUAAUCCUCGACACGGUGCGAAAGUACAAAUUCGAUGGAAUAGUGCUAGAAGUGUGGUCCCAGCUCUCCGCGCGAGUUGAGGACGACUACCUUGUCGCGCUGGUAACGGAAAUAUGUCAAACCUUAGCCAGCUCCAGCUUCGACUGCAUCCUGGUGAUCCCUCCGGCUCGUAAAGAAACGUACGACCUGUUCUCCCGGAAACACUUCGAAACGUUGGCCCCAGUGGUGACGGCAUUUUCGUUGAUGACCUACGAUUAUUCGAGCGUUCAAAGACCGGGAGCGAAUGCACCCCUUUACUGGGUUAAGAAUGCUGUAAAGCAUAUUUGUCCGGACAGCGCAGAUGAUUUAAAGCAAAAGCGAGCCAAAAUUCUGCUCGGUCUGAACCUGUAUGGAAGCGAUUUCACUCCCAACGGGGGUCAACCCAUCGUUUCUCACGAGUAUUUGGCUCUGGUGAAGCAACUGAAGGGACAUCUGACGUAUGAUGAGCAUGAUGUGGAGAAUUUCUUCGAAGUGAAGACUUCCACCGGACGCCACAUGGUGUUUUACCCCACACUAUAUUCUAUCAAUGCCCGACUGAAAUUGGCGCGGGAGUUAGGCACUGGCGUAUCUCUUUGGGAGUUGGGUCAAGGUUUGGAUUAUUUUUAUGAUUUAUUCUAGUCAAACGGGCGCCAUGCAGCGUUGACCGCUUUCCGCACAAAUUGUACUUUUGAUGAGAUUUCGUGUAUUUGAAAGUACCUCCUUACAUAAAAUACAAUGUAAAACAUGUUACAUAAUCAUUGAAGGAUAGCUCUAA